GUGCCUCUUAUUCACGAUUUACGACACUAACACGGCAUGCACAGUUAUCUGUCAAUAUGGCCACAGAACGAGCGCUGGAGACGCGCGACGUCACAAAAAUCGCGGAUAAUUCGACGAAACCGGAGAGAAUUUUGUUGUUUAGCGGUAAGAGGAAAUCUGGAAAGGAUUAUAUCACCGAGAUCCUGUACAAAAGAAUUGGUUCGCAAAGGGGCACAAUUAUACGUUUAUCAGGACCUAUAAAAACAUACUGGGCGAAAUCUCUCGGUCUCGAUAUUGAUCAAUUACUGGGACAUGGGGAAUACAAAGAGAAGUAUCGGCUCGAAAUGGCCAAAUGGGGUGAGGAUAUGAGAAAGAAGGACUAUGGCUAUUUCUGCCAUGCUGCUAUCGACAUGUAUAAUGGAUGGGAGAAACCAGUGUGGAUAAUAAGCGAUGCCAGGAGGAAAACUGAUCUCAAAUGGUUCAGAGAAAAUUUUGGAGCUACAUGUAGAACUGUACGUAUAGUUUGCUCUGAGGAAGUUAGACGAAAACGUGGCUGGGUUUACACACCAGGUAUAGAUGACUCAGAAACAGAGUGCGACUUGGAUGAUGUGAGCAAUUGGGACAUUGUACUGGAGAAUAACGAUGAUAGCGACGUAGAAAUGAUACUACAACAAUUGUUAGGCCUUAUUAGUUAGCAAAAAUCUUUCUAUCAUGUUAAAUACAUAAUAAAUGAUGUUGCAAUGUUUCUA
Messenger RNA from Solenopsis invicta (red fire ant), 728 nucleotides. RefSeq names its product phosphomevalonate kinase (gene Pmvk). The coding region runs from base 57 to 674 and encodes 205 amino acids. The record is from RefSeq and is a predicted model, not a curated record. Gene Ontology annotation, biological process: isopentenyl diphosphate biosynthetic process, mevalonate pathway; cholesterol biosynthetic process. The transcript is spliced from 4 exons. Gene Ontology annotation, molecular function: phosphomevalonate kinase activity. Lineage: Eukaryota; Metazoa; Arthropoda; Insecta; Hymenoptera; Formicidae. Gene Ontology annotation, cellular component: cytoplasm.